AUUGCAUUUUUAAAUUUACGUCUUAAUCAAUAUGGCUGACACGUUAAAGGAGUUAGUUAGGAAACGUGGCAGUUUGAAAGCUAAAUUAACUUUGUUUAACACAUACAUUAAUGUGGCUAAAACGUGUGAACAAUUAAAUGGAGAUUGAAGCGUUAACUGAGAAACCCGACGAAGCAUAUGCGGAGCGGGAGCAGUUUGAAAGCCAGUUCUUUGUGUUGGUUUCGACUGCUCGACUUCUUUUGACUCCUACGGUGCAGUCGAGCGGCGGUCGGCCCGGGCCCGGGUCCGCGGCUUCCACGUCGAGCGGCGCCGGCCGGCAGGACUUCGUUCGUCUGCCCAAGAUUGAUCUGCCUCACUUCGAUGGGAACUAUCAGCAUUGGCUCGGCUUUAGAGAUACGUAUAUUUCACUUAUUCAUAAUAAUCCCGCUAUCAAUGACAUAAGCAAAUUUCACUAUCUUCGUGCAUCUUUAAAAAGCAGUGCCGCCCUUGUGAUUCAAAGUCUUGAUUUUAGCAGUGAUAACUAUUAUAAAGCGUGGCAGUUAGUUUCUGAGCGGUAUGAUAACCCGCGCCUUUUAAUUAACAAUCAUAUCCAGGCCCUGUUUAACCUUGAACCGAUGCAACACGAAUCGAGCUCUUUAUUACGUAACAUGGUGGACGUAACUAAUAAAAAUUUGCGUGCGCUUGGCACCUUAGGGGAGCCCACCGACCAUUGGGACACCUUAGUUAUCUAUAUAAUGUCUAAGAUGUUAGAUCUAGUAACUAAGCGUGAGUGGGAAGAGCACAGGAACCUUUUAACAGGCUCGCCGACGUUGCAGCAAUAUAUUAAAUUUUUAAAUAACAGGGCUGACUUACUCGAAUCUCUUGGUAAUAAUAACGUCAAUAAUAGCGGUUACAAGACAUCGAAACAUAAAUUGCAUUCACAUAACGAGCCACAAAAAACACAUAAUUAUCUUACAGCUACAAAAAACAAUGCUUAUCGCAAACCUAUUGUUUGCCCUUAUUGUAAACAAGAUCAUUUCUUAUUUAAUUGUGAAUCUUUUCGUAAAUUAGACAUUGAUAAUAGGAUAAAAAAUGUAAACGGUUACUCAGUAUGUAAGAAUUGUCUUAGGCCGGGACACUUAGAAAAGCAAUGUGUGUUAUCUCAUUGCAAAUACUGCAAACUUAAACAUAACACUCUUUUACAUAAACAUGUUGACAAAGAGUCUUCUAGCAGUGACGUUCCGGUGCCAGAUGUUCAUUUUAGCGGCAACAUUCAAACUAAAGUGUUUAGCCCUACUAAGACUUCCGGACUACUGUCCACAGCGUUGGUGCACGUGAGUGACGCGAAUGGAGUGCUUCGUGAGGCGCGUCUACUCCUGUACAACGGGUCUGCCACCAACUUCGUGACGCAGGAUCUGUGCGGGCAGCUUGGGUUAGCGACACGCAGCGUGGGAGCCACGAUCACAGGUAUCAAUGAGCAACUUUCACAUUGUCCGGAGUCUUGUGACAUUACAAUUCAUUCACUUCAUAGUAACUAUACGACGACCGUAAACUGCUACGUUGCCAACGUAAUAAAUACAUCUAUGCCGCCUUGUCGCAUAGAUCUUACCAACAUACCUAUUCCUGCCGACAUCACAUUGGCAGACCCAUCAUUUUAUGAGCCUUCCGCUAUCGAUAUUUUAGUCGGGGCGGAAAUAUUUUGGGACGUCUUAGGUACCGCGCGUAUUAAGUUAGGUAAAAAUAAACCUCAAUUACGCGAAUCAUCUUUAGGUUGGCUCGUGUGUGGCUCCAUACCUGCCUACAACAAAAACACAAACGAAUCUUAUUUUUGUUCGUUCAUCACACAUAAUGAUGACACUAAUCUCACUCGUUUUUGGGAAUUAGACUCGGUGUCUUCUACACAUUGCAUGUCUUAUGAAGAGCAAGCGUGCGAAAAAAGUUUUUUAGAAAAUACCAUUCGCGAUCAAGAUGGCCGCUUCGUUGUGACAUUACCUUUAAAAGAGUCACCGGAAGUACUUGGCGACUCAUAUCAAAUGGCCCAGCUCCGUUUCUUGGCAUUGGAGAAACGGCUCGCACGCGACGCUGCCUUCAAAACCUUAUAUUUUGAUUUUAUUCGCGAGUACAUCGACUUAGGUCAUAUGAGCGAAAAUCAAUCAUCAUCAUCAUCAUCUGCGCCAUCAGAAAAAGCAUUUUUCUUUCCACAUCAUGGAAUUUUGCGCUCUAGCACAACUACACGUUUAAGAGUCGUCUAUGACGGUUCGGCUUCCACGACUAGCGGCAAAUCCUUCAAUGACAUCCAAAUGGUUGGCCCGACUGUUCAGGAUGACCUUCUGUCAAUCUUAUUACGCUUCAGGCAACAUAAUCAAGGCUCUUCACUUGGAACUUGUCACAAGUCUAACGACAGAGUCGUUCCUUGCUGCUCUCCGCCGCUUCAUGAGUCGUCGGGGAAAGCCUCAAACUCUGUAUUGCGACAAUGGGACUUCCAGAAGACGAAGUGGCACACCUCAACGGACCAGCUGCAAGUUGGGACUAUGGUCUUAGUCAAGGACCGCGCACUUCCUCCUCUCCUGUGGCUGCUGGGACGCGUCACGAAGCUGUACCCGGGCACGGACAACGUCACCAGAGUCGCCGACAUACACACGAAGAAAGGAGUCAUCCUAGUGACUGUCGCUGCCGUUGCUAUUGGCGUAAUCGGCGUUGAUGCUGCCGUGCUAUACGCGACUGCUGGUGCCGUUGAAGUCGACGGAGAUGCAGUAUUUGGUGAUGGCGUCAAUGUUAACGCAGAAAAGCUACGCAUUGUGUCUUGCUCAGAGAAAGCGGUUGGUAGAGAGAGUGAAACACUUUCACUGAUUGAGGAGCUCAGUGGCACCCGAGCCUUUAAUAACAUCAGCUAUGCGGAUGACAUGGUGUUGCUGAGCCCCUCGGUUUGCGCACUUAAGACUUUGUUGAAGAUUUGUGAGAGCUAUGCGGUGGUCCACGGCCUCAUGUAUAAUGCUGAUAAAACUGAGCUACUAAUUUUUAAAGCUGGCACAAAAACCUAUAACAUAGUACCACCUAUCGAAUUAGGAGGCGUGCAGUUCAAAUUGGUAACUCAGUUUAAGUACCUGGGCCAUUGGGUCACCGCCUCACAAAACGACGACCUGGACCUGGAGAGGAAGCGCAGGGCACUACUUAUCAGUGAGAACCUGUGGGUCAACUACACAAAGAAAGCUUUUAGCGCCCUGCGUGUCCUCUAUAAUAACUCGUUCAGGAUGCUGAUGGGGCUGCCGCGCUACUGCAGUGCAUCGGGGAUGUUCGAGGGAGCACGCACGGACGACUUCCAUUCAAUAAUGCGUAAGCGAGUCGCAUCCCUAAUGCGAUGCGUGCGCGGCAGUGCCAACACUAUGUAG
Molecule: messenger RNA, 3368 nt
Organism: Cydia fagiglandana
Lineage: Eukaryota; Metazoa; Arthropoda; Insecta; Lepidoptera; Tortricidae
Exons: 7
Coding region: 138-3368 (1076 amino acids)
Source: RefSeq, a predicted model, not a curated record